This is a messenger RNA of Octopus sinensis (East Asian common octopus), 1558 nucleotides long. Its product is annotated as SLIT and NTRK-like protein 4. The record is from RefSeq and is a predicted model, not a curated record. Gene Ontology annotation, molecular function: protein binding. NCBI's taxonomy places the organism in Eukaryota, Metazoa, Mollusca, Cephalopoda, Octopoda, Octopodidae. Gene Ontology annotation, cellular component: extracellular matrix. Bases 35 to 1192 code for a protein of 385 amino acids. The transcript is spliced from 15 exons.
UGACAGGAAUUUGAGUUUUAAUGAUAUCAAAGAAAUGAAGGCAGAAAUAUUCCAAAAUCUCUCCAGUUUAACAACUCUGUUUUUAAGUGAAAAUAAGCUGAAGGAAAUCAAUGGAGAAACAUUCCAAAAUCUUUCUAAGUUGACAACUCUGUAUUUGGGUGGUAAUGAAAUGAAGGAAAUCAAUGGAGAAUUAUUCCAAUACCUUUCAGGCUUAAAAAUUCUGUAUCUGGAUAACAAUAACAUGACGUAUAUUCAACGUGGUGUCUUUGAAAAUCUUCCGAAUUUAGAGAAAUUAUAUUUGAAUGAAAAUAAUAUCAAGAAAAUUCAAAUAGGAUCCUUCGAUGAUCUGCGCAAUUUAAAAUAUCUAUAUUUGCAGAACAACCAAAUACAAAUCUCUGAGAAUGGCGCGUUCUUAUUCCUUCCCCGUAUUAUUUACAUUGACCUCAGAAAUAAUAAAGAUAUGAUGUGUGGAUGUCAUCUGCCAGCCUUGGUAAAUUAUGCGAAAACAACGUUCAACAGACCUAUGAAGGUCGAGGGCGAGUGUCAGGCAGAUAUUGGCAAUAACCAAACCAAAGUAAUACCUAUAAUGGAAUACUCACAAUGUAAAAAUUACUCGUUAUUUCAACGGAAUUUGCAGUGUCAAACAUGUUCAGGUAUUACGUGCAAGGAAUCGGAAGUGACAAACUGUACAGGCGAUGAGCCUGUAUGCCAAUUUAAAUUAUCAAUGGAUGGCAUUAAACUGAAGUUUGAAAAAUCCUGCAGCACAUUCAGAAAAUGUGAUGAUGCUAUGAAAAACAACACCCUUACAUGCAAUGAAUUGACAAGUGGCUCUACCUGCGUUGCUUGCUGCAUCGGAAACUUAUGUAACAAGAAGGAUUUCAUAGGCUGGAGCAAUUCCUUUGUAUUUCCUCUGAUUUCCAGUUCGACGUUUAAAUUCAAGGAAAAUGAAAGUCUUGCUGAAAACAUAUCCAGAGCUAUGGAGCAUGAAUUAUCAAACUUGACUGGAAAUUUCGAAGUGCAGUAUUGCGGUUCAGCUACGAUGAUAGGGAAGUAUUUACUAUUACUUGCACAGUACCACGUACAAUUACUAAAGACCAAAUAUUUAAACAAAUUUCCGAAAUUUUUAAGACAUCACAGAUUUUGCGUGACUUGGGAUUGCAACAACAGAACAUGGAUCAUAAAGAAUAAAUAAAAAAAUAAAAAAAAUUCAAGUUUUGAUAAUGAAACAGAUGUUGGAACAGCAGAGAAGAGAACAUAAUUAAGAAUAUAAAAAAUUAAUGUCUUUGAGAAUCUUCUUUUCUUCUUAUAUUACAUUAAACAUGAUUGCAUAAAAGAGAACUUCAUUUUUAUCUAUCAAUACAACAUUACGAAACUUAGACACUUUAUAAACCGCAAUGUACUUUAAACCUUCUCUUUUUCUGUAACUCACAAAAUCUAACAUCACAAGGUUUGAUUUGUAAUUCUAUAGAUAUUUUCUAACUGCCAAUUUUCACUACUAAUUUUCAAUAUAAUCUUUAACUUUUAUUAACGAAGAAAUAAAUGUGGUUUCUUAAUACAA